CCAUUUUAUUCUCGUUUCAGCGUUUUGUUAUUCUUGCUUGCUUUUCCUUAUUAGUUUGGUUUUCCUUUAUUGAAAGUUAAGCUAGUUAAAAGAACUACUCUAUAUAUGGGUUAUUUUCGAAUAAGAGAAGUAGAAGAAGAAAAACUCAUAUUUAGUUCUCUUUAUCUUUCAGUUCGUUUGAUUAUCCCCAUGCCAAUGCAUCAAUUGGUGUUUGAACUUGAUUUGACGGAGCUAAGCUCUUAACCACUCCCUAGGCCACACAAAAAGGAAGACUUUGAAGCAGCAUAGGACCUCUCGCACGCUACAUUGCCCGAGGAGCCCUGAACGCCGCCGACACUGUCCGCCACAGUGGAAGGAGGCGCAGAUGACCUCCCGACUCUGCCCAUAAGCAACUUGAUGGGGAGGUCUCCCUGUUUGUCCUAACAGAGUUCUCUCACCCGGAAACCGUGAGAUUUUUCAUUUCAAGUACAACACGAAGAACUUGUAGCUCUGGAUGAAGCAGCUAGGGCCGUUCACGAUUGAUUGGCAGCACCUAAAGUUAGGAUUCCCAAAUGAGGAACGAUGGGUAUAAUUGAAAGGCAUCAGGAAGACUGUCAUGAAGGAUGAGCACUUGCAAUGACCCAACCACACAACGUAUCGAUGUGGGCUAUAUGACUACCUGAUCAAGAAGCCACUGUGAAAGACGCCACCCGAACUUCAAGGGCUUUCAAACUUGUUCGCUGACUUGUUUGAAAACCCCACUAGCCUACCCCCACGUCGACCGGUCGAUCACCACAUUUCGCAAAAGGAAGGGAUCGCGGCUGAAAUGUCCAACUGUAUCUUUAUGCAUAUUUCGAAAGGAGGAGAUCAAACGCUGGGUAGGAGGAUCCUGCGAACGAGGCUCAUACGACUGAGCUCAAGUCCAUUAUCGACCUCUUCCCACCUUGUCAAGGAUAAGGAUGGUAUCUGGUGUUUUACACAAAUUUUUGAGCCCUAAAUAACGCGACGGUCAAGGAAAGAUUCCCCUUAUCGAUGGUGGGAUGAUAUGCUCGAUGAACUCCAUGGUGCCAUGUAUUUCACCAUGCUCGAUCUGCAUGCUGAGAAUCUCCAUAUUUGGGUGAGUGAGGAAGACAUACCCAAGAUGGCCUUCCGAAAUCAUAACGGAGAUUUUUUUACCUCUCAUGUGUAAGUAUGUUUUGGGUUUUUUUGUGAUAUACUUAUUUGCAUUAAAGAUUUGGGGAACCCAAUUCUAGCACCUCCAAGAAGUUUUGGACUUAUUUUUCCGACAUCAGUACUACCUCAAACAGUCAAACUGCGAGUUUGGUGUCCAAUGGAUUAAGUCUUUGGGUCACAACAUCUCGCUAGAUAGGGUAUAGGUCGACAAUUCGAAGAUCUGAAAAAUGGUUGUGUGGCCACGACCCAAGAAAAUAAUCGAGCUGAGAGGGUUUAUGGGUCUAAUGGGGUAUUAUUGCAAGUUCGUACAACACUACACUACGAGUGCACGAUCAUUAACUCUUUUUGUUGAAAAAAAGGGAACUUUGGCCUGACGGUAGAGGCCGAGCAAGCUAUUAAACAUCUCAAAUGUGCCAUGACAUCCACACCAACUCUAGUGAUGCUCGACUUUGAGGAGCCAUUCAUAAUCGAACUCGAUGCUUCAGACAAGUGGAUCGGGGUGGUCCUUUCACAACGAGGGCACCCUGUCACCUAUGUGAGCCACCUCAUUGGACCCACCAAGGAAGGUUGGUCGACGUACCAGAAGGAGAUGCCAGCUAUCGUCAUGGCCAACCUUCCACAUCUAUAUCGAUGAGCAGAGCUUAUGUCACAUGUUGGAGCGGUGGAUAACCAAGCCUAAUCAACAUAAGUGGGUGGCCACAUUAAUGACUACGAUUUCAAGGUUCAUUACAAGCCAUGUUUAACCAACAAGGAGGUGGAUGGACUAUGAGUGUUUUGCAUGGAGCGAACCUCGAGGGGCUCAAAACUCCGGAGGUGAGCUUUUGGGACGAGGUGCUCGAGCGAUGUCAUCAGCAAUCCAUAUUUACGAGAAAUGCACGAUAAGGCAAUGUCGUUUGAGUUAAGAGAUUAUGAGUUAAAAAAACAAGGGUUGGUAUUCUUCAAGAAUCGGUUGAUGCUCCCUCCCAGUUCGUCCCUCGUUACCACUAUUGUAACAUCCCAUUUCGGCUAAACCCAUAUUUCGUUCUCUAGAAAAUUUCACGAUUUAAAAUCGAGCAUUUCGACACUAUUUCGGCGAAAAUCGGAUUAUCGAUCGAUCGGAUAAGUAUACGUAUUAACUAAUUAAUUAAUUAAUUAAUU
Molecule: messenger RNA, 2289 nt
Organism: Linum trigynum
Lineage: Eukaryota; Viridiplantae; Streptophyta; Magnoliopsida; Malpighiales; Linaceae
Source: the annotation of a GenBank genome assembly